This is a messenger RNA of Juglans regia (Persian walnut), 843 nucleotides long. RefSeq lists its product as uncharacterized. Bases 1 to 843 code for a protein of 280 amino acids. NCBI's taxonomy places the organism in Eukaryota, Viridiplantae, Streptophyta, Magnoliopsida, Fagales, Juglandaceae. The record is from RefSeq and is a predicted model, not a curated record. The transcript has a single exon.
AUGCCGACAACAACCCGCUCCCAACAUUCACAGCGUGAAAGGAUGCAGUCCGAAACGGUUGAAGCAAGGUUUAACCAACAAAACGAAGUAAUACAGAAGCUCAUGGUAGAUAUGGUGACCCUCCGGCGGGAGAAUACAGUGUUACGAAGAAAUUUUGAAGAAACAGAAGCGGACCAACAAAGCCAUCAUUCAAGAGACCACCCUCAACCUAACCCAGUCACUGUGGAAGAAGAGCGACAUAAGAUAAACUUGCAGAUCCAGAUGGAAGUAGCAAAACAGAUGGGUCAGCCUACCACGGUGGAUCAGCUGCUCACUUAUGUGGGACUACCGUAUAGUACCGGGAUUCUAGCAGUACCAAUACCUCCGAGAUUUAAAGUCCCUCAGAUGGAAGCCUAUGAUGGGAAUAAAGACUCAUUGGAGCAUCUGGAAACUUUCAAAGCCCACAUGACUCUUCACGGUUAUCCCAGUGAAGUAGCAUGUAGAGCAUUUCCUCUCACCCUGAGGGGGGCGGCACGAGUGUGGUUUGUCUUUUUACAGCUUGGAACGGUGGACAACUUCGACAAACUAGCACGACGGUUCUUAACGCAGUUUAUGGCUAGCCAAACGAGGAGAAAGCCGGCUGCCUACCUGCUAACUAUCAAACAGAAAGGUGACGCGAGUCUUAAGUCAUACAUCUUCCGUUUUAACAAAGAACGGAUGACAACCGACGACCAAGACGAAAAUAUCACGUUAGCAGCAUUAUUGGGAGGAGUCUGGCCCCGCAGUUCAUUUAUGGCGGAGAUCGCCAAGAAGACACCGUCGACUUUGAGGGAGUUUAUGGGGAGGACACACUCCAGGCACUGA